AUGGGUGCAGAGCCUGAGAGUAGCGCGGGCACGGGCCCCACAAUAGGACGGACAAGAUGUUGGGGAUCUGCGGGUGGAGAUGUUCUCUUUUGGUCUGGCGCUGGUUGGCGAUUUUUUUUUUCUGAGGUGCUCUUUUGCUUCGCUGAGUGGGGGGCCUGGUUGUUUUCAUCCUUCUGUCAUUGGUGUGUGAUGUACCCCUGGCAUUUCUGGAAGGCAGGCCCAGUGAAGGGGGAAGGGGAGAACCCCCAAACAGUGACCGUGUCCCAAAUUCCCAAUUGUUGGGGGAAUCGUCAUUUGCCGCGACGUGGAUCUCAAGGCCCGAAGGCUUGCUUUGGUGGCACAUGGGGGGAGGCUUGGUAUCCGUACAUGUUAAUCCGUAGCAAAAGAUGA
This is a messenger RNA of Colletotrichum destructivum, 390 nucleotides long. RefSeq lists its product as uncharacterized. The record is from RefSeq and is a predicted model, not a curated record. Bases 1 to 390 code for a protein of 129 amino acids. The transcript has a single exon. Lineage: Eukaryota; Fungi; Ascomycota; Sordariomycetes; Glomerellales; Glomerellaceae.